This is a messenger RNA of Topomyia yanbarensis, 5370 nucleotides long. RefSeq lists its product as uncharacterized. Gene Ontology annotation, biological process: DNA integration. Bases 1 to 5370 code for a protein of 1789 amino acids. Gene Ontology annotation, molecular function: zinc ion binding; nucleic acid binding. The transcript has a single exon. The record is from RefSeq and is a predicted model, not a curated record. Lineage: Eukaryota; Metazoa; Arthropoda; Insecta; Diptera; Culicidae.
AUGACAGGAAUUGCCGAGUUUGUUGAACAUUAUACAAUCGACGACAGAGAUCAAGUUGAUGUUCGUUUGCAGUUGCUAGAAAGUGCAUUUAGUGAAUUCAAAGAAGUGCGAAAUUUGAUAGAAACUGAAAUGGAUGAAUUGGAAGAUGACGAAGAACCAGAACUAGACGAGAAGGAAGCAGACCGUUUGGCGAGAUUGGAAGCUGCUGAAGAAAGGAGGGAUGUAGAGAACGAUGAGAUUUUACGAAAUGCGGAGAAUUUAUAUUGCAGACUCAAGGGAUCGCUGCUAAAACAUCGUAUCAAGGACGAGAGUGUCGCCAGCCCUCCCGCUGUUACUGCCUCGGUUUCUGCAUAUUCGAAGAUCAAACUUCCAGAGAUUAAAUUACUUACCUUUUGUGGUAAACUUCGAGAUUGGGUCCCAUUUCGAGAUGCUUUCCGCAGCCUUAUCCAUCGGAACGAGAAGCUUACAGACAUGGACAGGUUUACGUACUUGCGAUCGUCUGUCUCCGGAGAAGCUCUUCAAGCGAUUUCAUCCAUUGAGCUGACAGCAGCCAACUACACCGUGGCUUGGACAUCUUUGGAAAGACGUUAUCAAAAUACUAAAUUGAUUGUCAAGGCGCACCUAGAAGCACUCUUUGGAGUUGCUGUUAUGAAGAGAGAGAAUUUCGAAUCCCUAAACCACGUUCUAAGUGAAUUUGAUAAGAAUCUGCAAAUGCUCGAAAAACUGGGACAAGAGACAGUUGGCUGGAGUACUAUCCUUGUUCACAUGCUCUGCGCGAGGUUGGAUCCCGUUACUCUUAGAUUAUGGGAAACACACCACAACUCCAAAGAGGUCCCAGCUUAUGAAGAUUUGAUUACCUUUCUCAGAAAUCAUUGUGCAGUUCUCCAAUCUGUUGGACAUAACAUUCUCCCACCAAUAGCCGAUAACAAAAGGCCACGGUUUGGUGUGAGCCAUCCAUCAACAUCUGGACGUUGUAGCUUCUGUUCAGAACCGUCCCACUCAGCAUUUAUAUGCAAACGAUUCCAAAAUUUGAGUGUGUCAGAACGUUAUGAUACGGUACGUAAACAUGGUUUAUGUGUGAACUGUUUGUCAGGUGGACACCUAGCCCGCAACUGUACAAGAGGAAUGUGCCGUAAUUGCGGUAGGAGGCAUCACACGUUGCUUCAUCCGUCAAACGCUUCAGCGAACAGUGGAAAUGAAAAACAAAAGUCGAGACGACCCCCAACUGACAAUCAUCAGCAGACGUUGCAAACUCCGACUCAGAACACAGUCACAGCCACACCCACACCCACACCCACAAACACAAAUACACCAUCCACCAUCACCUUAACAGUUGUCAAUCCACAUUCGCAUAGCACUCACCCAAUGCCAGCCACUGGUCAACCCUUCUCCACCAAGCACACAGUCACACUUCAAGCCUCCAAUAAGUCAAUUACACGUCAAGUGCUGCUGCCAACUGCACUUGUGCGUGUUAGCGAUGCGUAUGGAAACACGAUUUUGGCCAGAGCAUUGCUCGAUUCGUGCUCCCAAUAUUGUUUUGUAACUACUAGCUUCUGUCGGAAGCUCAAAUUGAAGGAGUUUUCUGACUACUUGUCUAUCCAAGGAAUUGGAGGAUCGGGAGGUGUGUCUAAGCAAGCUGUGCGUGCAACGAUCAAUCCACGAUUAAACGAAAUCUCGGAGUUCCAGGAGGACAUACGAUUCAAUGUUCUUUCAAAACUAACCGUACCAUUGCCAUGCGAAGAUUUCGAAAUCUAUCAGUGGAAUGUACCGAACGAAAUCAUUUUGGCUGAUCCGGAUUUCAACAAAGCAGCAGAUAUCGACAUGAUAAUCGGUGCAGAGUACUAUCUCGAUCUGUUAUUGGACGGAAAAAGGAAACUCUGGGAACAAGGACCUACGCUACAAAAUACUGUUUUCGGAUGGAUCGUUUCCGGUCGACUUACCGAUUCGACAUCUGCUUUGUCCAUAGCAGCUGUAUAUCUGUGUUCGACUACAGCUCUCCAGGACCAAGUGACCAAAUUUUGGGAAUUGGAAUCCUGUCAAGUGAAAAGCACAUAUUCGAUCGAAGAAACACGGUGUGAGGAAAUCUUUGAACAAACGACUACAAGAGACGAUACAGGGCGUUUCGUAGUGACCCUGCCGAAAAAAGAUUAUGUCAUCCAAAAGCUGGGUGACUCUAAAGCUUCAGCACUUCGACGCUUCAUGAGUUUAGAGAGGCGGUUCGCAACGAAUCCUGAAAUGAAGACCUUGUACUGUGAGUUUAUUCGGGAGUACCAGUACAUGGGUCACAUGCGAAAGGUUGACGAUCAAGCCGUGGCACCCGGACCAGUUUAUUAUCUGCCACACCAUGCCGUAUUAAAACCGGACAGCACGAUGACUAAAUUACGUGUCGUUUUCGACGCCUCUUCUCGGACAUCCACUGGAAUCGCACUCAAUGACGGUUUAAUGGUUGGUCCCGUUGUCCAAGAUGACCUGAUGUCAAUCAUAAUUCGUUUCCGGAUGCAUCGUUUGGCACUCGUAGCUGACAUAGCCAAGAUGUAUCGCAUGAUUAAUGUACAACAAUCUGAUCAAGGAUUGCAACGCAUCAUCUGGAGAGAAUCAGAAAAUGAUCCAAUUCAAACAUUUGAAUUGACAACCGUUACGUACGGGACCUCAGCAGCACCAUAUCUUGCCACUCGCUGUUUGCAAAGGCUGGCAGAGGACGGAGACAAAUCACAUCCUGUAGCUGCUAAGGUUCUUAAAAAGGAUUUUUAUGUGGAUGACAUGAUCACCGGUGUUAGUAGCGUGAAGGAAGGAAGGAGCUUGAUAAGGGAAAUGAACAACUUGCUAGACAGCGCAGGAUUUAUUCUUCGAAAAUGGAAUUCGAAUUGUCAAGAGAUCUUGGCAGAUCUUCCAGCAGGCCUCCGAGAUCAUAGAGAUAUUCUCGAAUUAGAUUCAUCCACAUCCACUGUAAAAACUUUGGGGCUUGCGUGGGAACCAUGCACAGACUGUUUCCGCUUCGAAGUUCCGAGGUGGAACACAGCGGCCAUCGUUACCAAGCGAGUUAUUUUGUCCGACGCAUCUAAACUCUUCGAUCCGCUUGGACUUGUCGGUCCUGUUAUAGUUCAAGCCAAAAUAUUUAUCCAAACGCUGUGGAAGCUAAAUUGCAAAUGGGAUGAACCACUUAUGGAGGAAUUCCAAGACUUUUGGCAAGAAUAUAGGCGAAACCUGAUCGCUCUCGAUUCCCUGACUGUGCCACGAUGGGUUGGACCAUGCCACGAUUGUGUAAGUGUCGAACUGCACGGCUUUUGUGAUGCUUCGGAAAGGGCGUAUGGAGCAUGCCUUUACCUUCGUUGCGUCUCCUCCGACGGAUCUGUUGCGGUACGUCUGCUAAUGUCAAAGUCAAGAGUUGCUCCACUCGAUGAACCAAAGCGAAACAAACGUAAGCAAUCAAUACCUCGACUGGAACUGUCAUCGGCGCUGUUACUCAGUCAUCUAUUCCAAAGGUUCAGAAGCAACAUCCCAACUACUACCAUGCCACAUUUCUGGACAGAUUCCAAAAUUGUCCAGUGCUGGUUAGCUUCGUCGCCAUCACGUUGGCAAGCCUUCGUUGGGAACAGGGUGUCUGAAAUACAGCAUAUCACAAGAUGCGGCGUUUGGCAUCAUGUACCUGGUACUGAAAACCCAGCAGAUAUUUUAUCCCGUGGAAUGACUCCGGCGCAGCUCCAGUAUCAGGCAAUCUGGUUCGAUGGUCCGCUAUGGAUGCGUCAAGAAACUCCUACGUGGCCUGUGAACGAUGAUGUCAACUUCGAACAGUUCGAAUCAGCCGUUUUAGAAGAACGGAGUGUGGUGUCAUUAGCUCUGCAAGCACAACCUCCAAGCGAAAUAUUUUCCUUAUAUUCAUCGUUCCCAAAACUCAUUCGCAUAGUUGCACUCAUUCGUCGGUUCCGAUAUAAUGCGACAGAAAUCAACAGAGGCAGUAGAAUGAUUGGACUGAUCAGUACAGAGGAGUAUGAUAAGGCUGUUAUUCAUUUAGUCCAACUGUCCCAGCGAGAAAGCUUCAGCCAGGAACUACUCGAUUUGGCAAGAAAUGAUGAGGUUCGGGAGUCAUCAAAAAUCUGUUCGUUACGUCCAAGGUUAGUAGACGGCAUCAUGCGUGUUGGCGGCCGGCUGAGGGAUGCGCCUGUGUCAGAUAGUAGAAACCAUCCGAUGAUAAUUCACCACAAUCAUCCUCUUGCAAUGUUGAUACUCGCCCACUAUCACACGAAGCUAUACCAUGCUGGACAACAGCUACUCAUUGCGCGCGUUAGAGAACGAUACUGGCCAACGCGAAUUCGGGAUUUAGCUCGGAAAUUGAUACAUGGCUGCAUCUCGUGUUUUCGCGCAAGGCCACGACCUCUAGAUCAGUUAAUGGCGGAUCUACCAGCAGAAAGAGUAACACCAGCACCACCUUUUCUUCAUGUCGGUGUGGACUACUGUGGACCGUUUUUAUUCUCCUAUGCUAAUCGUCGGAGCAGCCCUAAGAAGUGUUUCGUGUCCAUAUUCGUCUGCCUAGUCACAAAAGCGGUACAUCUAGAACUGGUGCAAGAUUUGACUACAGAAGCGUUCUUAGCAGCGCUUAAGCGCUUUGUAGCCCGGCGAGGGCAUCCAACAGUCAUCAUGUGUGACAACGCGAAAAACUUUGUGGGAGCCAAUCGAGAGCUAGAUGAACUACGAAGGCUCUUUGAAGGUCAACAGUUUCAACACGUGAUAACGAGAGACACAGCCGUAGAACGGAUUGAAUUUAAGUUCAUCCCUGCUAGAACGCCCAACUUUGGUGGACUAUGGGAAGCUGCCGUAAAGAGCUUUAAAACUGCAUUGAAGAAGACAGUCGGACCACGGACACUACAAUUCGACGAGUUUCAAACUGUUAUAACACAAGUAGAAGCAGUUUUGAACUCUAGACCGAUUACACCAAUAAGUAACGACCCGAACGACUUUGAAGCCUUGACUCCAGGGCAUUUUCUUGUACAACGUCCGUUGACUGCCAUAGCAGAGCCUAAUUUAGGCAGUGUGCCCACAAAUCGCUUAUCUUCCUGGCAAAGGGCUCAACACUAUGUUCAGAUGCUGUGGGAGAAAUGGACAACACUCUACUUAUCUGAUUUACACAAUCGGACCAAAUGGACGAGACAACGGGAUAACAUUGCAGUAGGAACCAUGGUACUCCUGAUGGACGAACGUUUACCACCACUCAGAUGGAAUCUUGGCCGUGUCACCGAUAUCGUUAGAGGACCAGAUAACAACAUACGUGUCGUUAAUGUUCGCACCCAGGACGGAAUCUACAAACGAGGAAUUACCAAGAUAUGCGUUCUUCCUAUAAGGGACAACGCGAUGUCGACGAAUGGCGGGCUGUAG